CCGCCCCCUCAGGAGUGGCGGCGGCAAGCCCCGCCCCCGCUCUCGCGAGAACCACCAGGCGAAAAAUGGCGCCGUCGUGAUCGCCGUCCUGCGGCCGCCGUGAAAUCUCGCUGCAUCCUCGGCCGGAGCCGCUGAAACCGCGAGAACAAGCAACCCAACGGGCUGAGGAUGGAAGAAAAGGAAGCGUCAGGGCCACUGGACAAGCCGACCACUGCAGAACCCAGCUCCAAUGAGACCCACCAAGAAGCGGGGUCCCCGGUGGUCGCCCCGGCUGCAGCCACUUCUUCCAGCAUGGGGGAAGAGCCAGGCUCGAACCAGGCAGAGACACCUCCAGCGUGGGAGCGUGGUGGGGCUGGAGGCACACAGCAGGGCACCUCGCCAGGCCCUGACCACAGUGGCCAACCUGAUCCUGGCUUGGGCCUGACCAGCUCAGUCUCUGGAACCAGCGAGGACCUGCAGCCCCCUGCCAGAUGUCGCCUGCCACCAGGGAAGCAGAUACCCUGCUCCAGCCCCGGUUGCUGCCUCAGUUUCCCCAGCAUUCGAGACCUGGCACAGCACCUGCGUACCCAUUGCCCACCCACACAGUCUCUGGAAGGCAAGCUGUUCCGCUGUUCGGCCCUGAGCUGCACGGAGACCUUCCCCAGUAUGCAGGAACUGGUGGCACAUGGCAAGCUGCACUAUAAACCCAACCGCUACUUCAAGUGCGAGAACUGCCUCCUGCGCUUCCGCACGCACCGCUCGCUCUUCAAGCACCUGCAUGUGUGUGCGGAGCACGCACAGAGCCCGGCCCUGCCCCCCCCUGCCCUGGACAAGGAGCCCCCUGCGCCCGAACGACGCCCGGAGGCCGACCCCGCCGCGGGGCCCGGCCUGCCCUUCCCGCUGCUCGAGCCCUACACGACCCCCGCGCCCGCGCCCGCCGGGCCCUUCCUGCCCUACCUGAACCCCGCGCCCUUCGGCCUGAGCCCCCCGCGCCUGCGCCCCUUCCUGGCCGCCGCGCCCGGACCGCCCGCCUCUAGCGCCGCGGUGUGGAAGAAGAGCCAAGGUGCAAGCGGCAGCCCGCGGAGACCCCAGGGUGGCUCGGACGCGCCCCCAGGGCCUGCGGCUCCCAGCCGCAUAGUGUGGGAGCACACGCGGGGCCGCUACUCCUGCAUGCAGUGCGCCUUCUCCACGGCCUCGCGGCCCGCCAUGACCCGGCACCUGGAGGACCACCGGCCCGUCGGCUCCGGGGCCCCCGCGCCCGGGCAGCCGCGCCCCGAAGAACCAGCAGCUGGCCCCGCCCCGCUGACCCCACCGCCGCCGCCGCCGCUGUUGACAGCAGAUGGGGAAUGUCCCGCGUUCUCGCCGCUCUGAGCCCAGCGCAUGGUUUUGGUUCGGAGAGAUGGACGGAUUGUGUCGUUUAAGGGCUUAAGGGGGGGCUCGGACGUGAAGGGAUCGGGGAACAAUAAAGGAAGCGCGCUGGG
Molecule: messenger RNA, 1460 nt
Organism: Suncus etruscus (white-toothed pygmy shrew)
Lineage: Eukaryota; Metazoa; Chordata; Mammalia; Eulipotyphla; Soricidae
Gene: ZNF414
Product: zinc finger protein 414
Source: RefSeq, a predicted model, not a curated record